AUGUAUCUCGUGGAAUAUGCCACUGAGGCCGAUGGCCCAGCACUUGCGAAAAUCAACGUCCAAAGCUUCCAAGGCCGUCAACUGCUCGGACAAUUCUUUCCUGGGGCCAGCUUGACUAGGAUGCAAGAAUACAAAGCUAUUGUGGGGAUGAAACAUCUCGCCAACCCCAAUAUGCAUGUCCUCAAAGUUCACGACCCAACCACCGGGGAGCUGGUCACCUACAGCCGUUGGCAUCUCCCCGCAUCAUUUGGUACCAGCGUGGUGACAUUAAGUGACCAGGCGGCCAUCUAUGCCAAGGAUCCUAUACCAUAUGCACCCAAACCAAUGAAUGAGACCAUCUUCAAAGCCUUCAAAAAGCUUUUGGCGGAUGCUCGCGAGCGAUACACCACGGAGGAUGAUAUGAGUAAGUCCCCCACAUUGGCGGGCAUUCUGUGUAUUAUUGGGUCUGACUCAAAUGCAUCACCAGUUCUUGAUUUCAUAGCAACACUGCCAGGAUAUCAAGGGCGAGGAUUCGGGUCUACCGUCUUGAAAUGGGGCACAGAGAAGGCAGAUGCCGCUCAGUCGCGCAUCUUCCUCGAAGCCACGCCCGAGGGCCUUCCCGUCUACCUCAAACACGGAUGGAAGAUAUUGGAGGAGAUCACCAUUGAUUUUACCUCCUUUGGGGGUGAAGGAAGUGAAAGCUUUCACUUGAUGAUGAGGGAUCCAGUUCCACAAUAG
This is a messenger RNA of Penicillium bovifimosum, 717 nucleotides long. Its product is annotated as Acyl-CoA N-acyltransferase. Lineage: Eukaryota; Fungi; Ascomycota; Eurotiomycetes; Eurotiales; Aspergillaceae. Gene Ontology annotation, molecular function: acyltransferase activity, transferring groups other than amino-acyl groups. The record is from RefSeq and is a predicted model, not a curated record. Bases 1 to 717 code for a protein of 238 amino acids. The transcript has a single exon.